GGGCUGAUUCAUGAGGUGUUCACUACCAUACUGCGUGGCUUAUCUGGUGCAAAAAUUACUAGACCUGGAAAAUUCCGUAGCUGUCAAGAUGGUUAUGCUGUCAAAUCAUCUUUGAAAGCUGAAGAUGGUGUCUUGUAUCCUCUUGAAAAAAGUUUCUUCUUUCUUCCCAAGCCUCCUACCCUUAUUCUUCACGAGGAGAUUGACUAUGUUGAAUUUGAGAGGCAUGCUGCUGGUGGGUCAAAUAUGCAUUACUUUGAUCUUCUCAUAAGACUGAAAACUGAACAAGAACAUCUCUUUAGAAAUAUCCAGCGGAAUGAAUACCAUAAUCUUUUUGACUUUAUCAGUGGGAAGGGUUUGAAAAUUAUGAACCUGGGAGAUGCCAAGGCUAGAGAUGGUGUGGCGGCUGUCCUCCAAGAGGAUGAUGAUGAUGCUGUUGAUCCGCAUCUUGAGCGCAUUAGAAACGAAGCUGGUGGAGACGAGAGUGAUGAAGAGGACGAAGAUUUUGUGCUUGACAAGGAUGAUGGGGGUUCUCCAACUGAUGAUUCUGGCGGGGAUGAUUCUGAUGCUAGUGAAAGUGGAGGUGAAAAAGAG
Molecule: messenger RNA, 591 nt
Organism: Momordica charantia (bitter melon)
Lineage: Eukaryota; Viridiplantae; Streptophyta; Magnoliopsida; Cucurbitales; Cucurbitaceae
Source: RefSeq, a predicted model, not a curated record